AUGGGACAAUUCAAAGGAUUGUUUGAAUCUCCAAAACAGCCAGUUCCAAAGAUGUUAAUGGUCACAACACCUGUUUCAAGAUUAGCUAACGUUCGAUAUGCUCAUCCUUUAAACAUCCCAGAUUCUGCUGAAGUGAGUUCGUCAAACGAAUUUGAUCAUGCACUCCUUUCAUCUCACAUGUCCAAGGAUGUUUUCAAGAAACAAGAUAUAGGCUCGAAUCGUGGAAGGAUUCCAAGCACAAUUGUACCAGUUAAUAAUCCUGGUUCUACUAAGCAGAUAAUUCAAGAUAGGUGUCAAACAAGAGUUACAGAAGCUAAGCAUAAUCUGGCUUAUGCCCGGUCAGAAGAUGGUGCAAAUCAUACCACUAUAAAGUCUCCCACAAGCAGGGUUAACCCAUCUUGUAAUACUCUGAAUGAUUUAUCAACCUUUUUAGAGUUAUCCCCGUUAUCUUGCAAUAAAGGUACUUGUGGAGACCAAAAUCUUGACAAUGAUAUCAUUAGAUCUUUAAUUGAUGAUAACGAUCGGACCAUGUCCAAUCUUUCCGACAGUGGUGAGAUUCUUCCUCUGGUUGACAGAGAAAAUACCAAUUCAUAUAAAGGGGAAGUUAAUCGUAAAACAAUUUAUGUUCUAUACAAGUAA
Ilex paraguariensis (yerba mate) is the source of this 639-nucleotide messenger RNA. Lineage: Eukaryota; Viridiplantae; Streptophyta; Magnoliopsida; Aquifoliales; Aquifoliaceae. The record is from the annotation of a GenBank genome assembly.